GGAACGUACCUAAAUUCCUCCCCUCAGUGCGUCGCCGGCUCUCGAGGUCGACGCCGCGUCGCCCAUAACCUCAAACGCGGUUCAACGCACUGCGCGACAAACAAAGAGUAUUGAACGAAUCAGUGAAUGAACGUAUAGUGUUGACAAAUGGAAACUGGAUAAAUUGAACUACCUACUACUGCCGAGAUGUGGAGCUGCGUGGAAAGCAGCGCCGGCAGCGGAGUGGCGCCGUGCGCACGCGGCAAACACUCUGCUACUUUGCUCGGAGGAUAUGUCUACGUUCUGGGGGGCAGGGGAGCGGGGGGCUCCGUGCCGCUGAGAGACUUCUGGAGGUACUGUCUUGCGACAGGCGAGUGGCAGCGGCUGGAGUGCCGAGGUGAGCCCCCACCCGCGCUGCAGGAGCACAGCGUGACGGCGCACGAGGGGCGUCUCUACGUGUUCGGCGGCGAGAGCGCGCUGGCCAACGACACGCCGCUGUGGAUAUACGACACUGAGAGCCAAGUCUGGCGCAAACUGCCCGGCCACGGCAGUUUUACGGCAAUCCUGCGCCGACGCGGGCCGCGGGAGCCGCGGGGGGCGGGGGCCGGGCCGCGCGGGAGGAGGGGACAUUCCGCACACACGUUGAAGGACUGCCUGCUCAUAUAUGGAGGGUACAAGGACUUGAGGGGGUCUACGAACGAGCUCUGGGCGUUUCACUACGAAUCAGAAAGCUGGCAGCAGGUGCGCACGGCCAGCGCCGGUCCGGCGCGGCACCGGCACGCCGCAGCUCUGCACGACAACCGGCUGUACGUGCACGGCGGACAGUGCGACCUCAGGGAGAGCGCUGAUCUCUGGCAUUAUGAUACUAUAUCCAGAGUGUGGUCUCAAGUCCGGUCCCCCGCUAAGCUGUCCCCGAGCGCUCGCAGCGGUCACGCGGGGCUGCGCGCUGGGGCACACUUCUACAUCUUCGGAGGAGAGGCCAACGGGCAUCCUACCAAUGAGCUUUGGAGGUUCCACUUCGCAACUGAAACGUGGGAGCGAAUAAUCCAAGGCAUAAAAUGGCCAUCACCACGAGUUGACUCCUGUGUGCUGCUAGUACCAGCCAGAUUGAGAUCUGCCGGCGGGGAUGGGGUACGGGAUUGUAACGGGGGAGGAGAGACGGGCGCGGGGAGAGGCGAAAGUCCUGCCGGCUUCAUGAGAGAAAUCUCCAAACUUUCUUCCGUCCACAUUCGACGCGCAGCGCGGUGCUCCUACAGCGUAUUGGCCGCAGAAAGAGAUUCUACCGAAAGUCUAGUCCGACAUGAAGCAGCUUUGGCCAAAUCACAUUCAGCAUAUGCCAUCGAUGAGCGACAGCCGGCCGACGGGGGCGACAGUCCACGAGAAGGUGAUAUCCCAGACAAUUGCGAAGUCGCCCGAGAACCGAUCUCUGUCCCAAACUUCGCAGAUAUGGUGCUUCCUACACCAGUCCUGUCGCCAAUUGAAGCUGCGAAGUUGGUCUAUUUGGACUCUGAGGAGGAAGAAGAGGCAAAACGCGAGACGGCCCGACGUCGGAAGGCUCGAGCCUUCCCGAAAUCUGCUUCUGUACGAUUCACAAGAGAGACUGCGACAGUUAUUACUCGCGAAGACGAUACAGAGCUAUCAACAUCAGAUUACGCUAGCGCUGAGCGUGUGAAUAGACUUUCAGGAGCAUCUUUGGGCUUCAGUAAUCCUCACUAUUUAGGACCUGAUGUCAGAGCUUUGGGGAUAGCCUUGACCCCAGAUUCGGGGCUAGGUCCAGCGAUGGAAAUGCAAGAGAUGAGGUCUACGGGCGCGAAGAGAGAUUCACGUUUGCAUCUGCUUCUGGUCGGCGGGAAGGAACCGCCACACCGCGCGUUGUUGCAGAGUCCUCUAUCCAUGUGGACUUAUCGACUUCUCUAGACCCAUAUUUUCGUCCAUUAGCAGUAGAAUAGGCCUUUCAGGAAUUAUAUUUAGAUUUAGGGACAUUUGAAAAUUGUAUUUAGAUAGAUGUCCAUAACGGGCAGAAAUUGAAAAAAGUUAGGAAUGAGCAGAGUUUAUAGACUCAGUUUUUAGAUUAGGCAAGUGUGAUGAAAGAAAUAUACGAAAUAUAUCAUUAUGGAUCACUGAGAUGAGAAGUUUCUUGAAAUAACAUAAUAAUUACAUAAUGUUACAUACUUAUGAGAAGUUUCCUUUUCAUGAAAAUGAGGUUUGGUUUGAACAGACAGAAUCAUUGUGACGUCCACUAUAGCGUAAGGAAAGACCGGGUACAACAAUGUGCCAACUCCAGUAUUUUAAAUUUUUGAUAUAAUUACCUCUUAUUACAAUUUUUAAGUUUUGUUUUUAAGUGUUAAAGUUGUGGUUGUAUGUUAAUUUUUCUUUUAGUGUUAAGUGUUUGUUAUUAUUUUAUAUUGCGUACAAAUUUCUUCUAGCCAUUAUAGGUUUCUAGCCUAAUCUGCGUGUACUGAGAGAAGUGGUCGUAUGACCGCUGUGCACAUCUAAUACCGCAACACAGAUUGCAUGAAUAGUAUCUAAAAUUAUCGAAAUUAUAUGCAAUUCCAUAAAAUAAAUGCUUAUGUACGCACGAACCUUUAUAAAACUGCGUUUUCACAUCACUGUUAUGUUUUAAACAAUUUGUUUUUGUUUAUUAAGUAAAAUAUUUUUCGUUGCCAUAAGUUUUCUACAAUAUGUACUGUAAUAAAAUACUCUCGUAGUAUGUCAGAAUGGAACAUUCCAGAUGUUAUUAAAUGUAGUAACGUCCAACACUGCAUUUUAUUUUGCUUCUCCAUCCCUUAUGCCAUUUCAGUUGGGCUGGGGCUCCUCGUACAACUGCGCCAGAGAACUCUGCUUCUGAUGGGGUCCACAUUCGGCCUCUGGAUCUCUUUGUAAAUAUUGGCCCUACAGGUGGAAGGGUGUUCUUUGGAUUUGGUAUUUCGAGCUGU
This is a messenger RNA of Plodia interpunctella (Indianmeal moth), 2915 nucleotides long. RefSeq lists its product as uncharacterized. NCBI's taxonomy places the organism in Eukaryota, Metazoa, Arthropoda, Insecta, Lepidoptera, Pyralidae. The transcript has 7 exons. Gene Ontology annotation, molecular function: protein binding. The record is from RefSeq and is a predicted model, not a curated record. Bases 187 to 1896 code for a protein of 569 amino acids.